This is a messenger RNA of Hyaloscypha bicolor E, 2273 nucleotides long. RefSeq names its product P-loop containing nucleoside triphosphate hydrolase protein. NCBI's taxonomy places the organism in Eukaryota, Fungi, Ascomycota, Leotiomycetes, Helotiales, Hyaloscyphaceae. The transcript is spliced from 3 exons. Gene Ontology annotation, molecular function: ATP binding; ATP hydrolysis activity. The record is from RefSeq and is a predicted model, not a curated record. The coding region runs from base 159 to 2111 and encodes 650 amino acids.
CACUGUGCAUGCCUUUGAAGCGCCCCUCCUGCACCGUCUCGACAUAUGCGAUUGAUUUGCAAGUUUCGUUUCGUGAACUAGCCUGAGUCGUCCGAGCUUGACUUCUAUCCUUGGCUCUUCCAGACCCGAAACAUCCCAGAACACCCGGGCCAGCCAUCAUGUCCGUUCCCGACCCAAAGACCGGCUCGCGAUGCGAGUUCAGAGCCUACCAUAAAACCACCAGGAAAGACGGCGAAUCCGCCCUCAAGUCAUUGACCGACCCUUUCAAGGCGGCAGAGACCGGGCAUGGCGACGACGCUUAUGCCUUGGUUAUCCGGCGCGACCACGCCGACAAGGGAGGACACGGGUCUGUGACUCUCAAGGUCAACUCGCCGCAUCUGCUGAAAGCCUUCCGCAAUGUCAUUGUAUCAUACACCACCGUGUCCUCGGACUUCAACUCCCCUUUGGAGCUCAGCAGCCCCUUCCAGAUGCUGAUGCACUGGUGGGACGAGUUGGACCUCUAUCGUAAAGAGACGGACGAUGCGGACGUGCGCAUGCACCUAAACCUCUUAUUCGAGUUUAUGGAAUUCGAGAUUGGCCCCGACCGAGACAAAAUCAUGGCGACGGUGAAAGAAGGCCGGAUCACGUAUUUCAGCGCCUGGAUCCUGUUCCGUCCUGGGGACCUGGUCUAUACUCAAGUGCUCGACCAUCCAUGGCUCCUGAGAUGCCAUAAAACCGUGUACGAAGUCAGCACAACUAAAGGCCCAUACUUGGAAGUUCAUUGCACGUACACUGAUCAUGAUGGAGCUCGAGCUGGAGAAGCCAAGCACAAGAUCAUUAUGUAUCAGAAGAAACAGUUUGGUCAGGAAAACCCGGCUUUCAUCACUGAUCUGCCUGUUUAUCCGCGCAGGUUUGUGAAAGGGGAAGAUGAUCUGGAAGAGAGGCUUACAAAACGUGGUGAGAAAUUUCUUGACCACAAAAAUGUGUCGGUACAGGAAUAUGACGGCAUCGCGCACUAUCUCAAGGAGCCACCGUACUCGUUCUGGCACCCUGACAUGGCCGACUUUGACGGCGUCUGGUUGCCUUAUACGGAAACCGGUCGCGUGAUUCUAGACCGGAAGACAUUCCAGGAGGACCAGUACUCCAACCAGGUCGGCAUCAAGGUUGUCGAGGCCGAGCCGCUGCUAUGCCCGCCCUAUGCAGUUGGUUAUUCCCUAAGCCGCAAGGACUGGUGUCGCUUUCUCGUCGACAAGAUUACCACCGUCAAAUGGAAAGAGAACGUGUGGUCUUUCCUGAUACUAAAUGAGGAGCAGAAGUUGAUCCUACGAGCGUUGGUGACGUCGCACGAGUACCCUGACAAUGCGCGAAAUCAGCCGGAACAGAAGGGCAAAGGCUUAGUGAUACUACUGCACGGGACACCCGGGUCCGGCAAAACGCUUUCUGCAGAGACAGCGGCUGAAGGGACGCACAAGGCUCUGGUUAGUACUUCGUUGGGAGAGUUGAAUAGAGACAACAUCCCAUGGACUUUUGAGUGGAGACUCAAACAGAUCUUCCAGUACGCCACCACAUGGAAAGCCGUGGUCCUACUCGACGAGGCCGACGUCUUCCUUCAAGCACGCGACGAUACCGGCGGCGGGGACGGGAAGCGCAAUUCUAUGGUAGCCAUCUUCCUGCGAGAGCUCGAGUACUUCUCUGGCAUCGUCUUCCUCACAACCAACAUCCUCCAAUCAUUCGAUAAGGCCAUCAGGUCCCGCAUCCACUUAGCGCUGGGCUUCGACCCGCCCGCGAGCCACAUCAGACGCCGCAUCUGGAUCCAGUACUUAGAGAAGAUCCCAGGGGGCAAGAUUGACCUGCCAAACAUUAGCAAGGCCGUGGAAGUUCUCGAGUUACGGGAGCUGAAUGGAAGAGAGAUUUCGAACGCGGUGAACACUGCCCGGACGAUUGCAAGGUUCCAGGGUGCCAAGCUGCAGCAACAUCAUCUCACGGACGUGCUCAAGGUGAGGGAUGCGUUCGACAAGAGGAUCAGAGACGAAGCUAGGGCGUUGAAGACGUCUGGGCAGUCAGGGGUAGGGGUUGGAAAUCUGCUGAGGCGGAGCUCAAUCCUAUCUAUGGAGCCUGAUGAGUAUGAAUAAUAGUUUUACUAAAAGCCUGAUUUAGACUAGUAUAAAGCUAGCUUUUAGUUAAGCGAGGUGGCUGCUGCUGAAAAUUGUUUAUAUAAGAGGAGAAAUCUCUUAUAUAAUAAAAAAUAUUAUAAAACUACUGGAAGCUUAAAAGAGAAGCGAAUUUAAGAGGUC